CAGGCUCUAGCCGAGCUUCCGGGCCCCAGGCUCCCAGAGGACCUGGGAGGGGACACAGGGCCUGAGGUCUGGGUCUCUAAGCCGGGAGCGGGGCGUACCAAACUCUCACUUCCGCGAAAGGGCAGGGCGGGGUCAUGAAAUGGGCCUUCUGCCUGGGGGCGGGGCCUUUUCUAAAGGGCAAGGCUAAGCAUCCUGAAUUGGGGCUGGCAGAGGGUUAUUAAGGCUGGAGUGGGAGGAUGUCCAGGGUAUUGGGGUCAGGAUGGCAUUAGCCCUGCUGAAGCCAGGCUGGGCUGACUCAGCAUCCUGCCUGCCCCAGCCAACCUCCAGCCCCGACGGCUCCUCACUCCCUCCGGCAGAGAUGGGAGAUGGCGCCGGUGCUGCCCGUGGUGCUGCCCCUCCAAGCCCGUAUCCGUUUGGCGCAGGGGAUCUGGCUCCUCUCCUGGCUGCUGGCACUGGCUGGUGGCCUUACCCUCCUCUGUAGCGGGCACCUCCUGGUACAGCUGUGGCACCUUGGCACCUUCCUGGCUCCCUCCUGUUCAUUCCCUGCCCUGCCCCAGACUGCGCUGGCAGCGGGAGCGGUGGCUCUAGGCACAGGGCUAGGAGGUGCAGGAGCCAGCCGGGCCAGUCUGGAUGCAGCUCAAUACCCUCCCUGGCGAGGGGUCCUGAGUCCGCUGCUGGCAGCUGGCACUGCUGCAGGCGGGGGCCUACUGAUCCUUGCCUUGGGGCUAUCCCUAGUUUUGCCUGUAAAUCUGCACCAGGGACUGGAGGAGGGCCUGAAGGAUGCCUUGGCUCACUACAAGGACACAGAGGUGCCUGGACACUGUCAGGCCAAGCGACUGAUGGAUGAGUUGCAGUUGAGGUACCACUGCUGCGGGCGCCAUGGGUACAAGGAUUGGUUUGGUGUUCAAUGGGUCAGCAACCGUUACCUGGACCCCAGUGACCAGGAUGUGGUUGACCGGAUCCAGAGCAAUGUGGAAGGUUUAUACCUGAUUGAUGGAGUCCCCUUCUCCUGUUGCAACCCCCACUCACCCCGGCCUUGCCUGCAAAGCCGCCUCUCAGACCCCUAUGCCCAUCCACUCUUCGAUCCUCGACAGCCCAACCUAAACCUCUGGGCGCAAGGGUGCCAUGAGGUGCUGCUGGGGCACCUGCAGGGCUUGUCCAGCACACUGGGAAGCAUGCUGGCUGUCACCUUACUGCUGCAGGCUUUAGUGCUCCUUGGUUUGCGGUAUUUGCAGACAGCGCUGGAGGGGCUUGGAGGAGUCAUUGAUGGGGAAGGAGACACCCAAGGCUAUCUUUUUCCUGGUGGACUGAAAGGCAUCCUGAAAACUGCAUGGCUACAGGGAGGGCUUGCCCACAAGCCAGCACCCGAGGAGGCCCCACAAGAAGAGGAACCUCCCAAGGAGGUUCUCCCUGAGUGAGGCCUAGUAACCUGAAGGGGGGCGGGUGGGAAGGGGAAAGAUGGACAGAUAUGGAAAACUUCCAGUUCUUUACUCAGGCUCAGGGAAGGAGAGGUCCCUGGGAUUACAGGAGUUAGAGCAGUAAGAGCUAGACUUGCAUGAGAAGUCCAGGUGUCCCAGAGCCCAGCCUUUGCGGUAAAAACCACCAAGGUUAAGAGUAAAUGAGGGUGGCAGGAAAGUGACACCCAAAGGACUGGAGACUGUUUCUAGUAUACAGAUUCUACAAUAAAGUAUUUUGG
Psammomys obesus (fat sand rat) is the source of this 1696-nucleotide messenger RNA. It is a transcript of the gene Rom1, whose product is annotated as retinal outer segment membrane protein 1. The record is from RefSeq and is a predicted model, not a curated record. NCBI's taxonomy places the organism in Eukaryota, Metazoa, Chordata, Mammalia, Rodentia, Muridae. The transcript is spliced from 3 exons. Gene Ontology annotation, biological process: visual perception. The coding region runs from base 366 to 1418 and encodes 350 amino acids. Gene Ontology annotation, cellular component: membrane.